GUGUGUCUUACUCUGCAGGGUUGCGUCUGGAUGGGAGGACCCCAGCGGCUGCCACCUUCCAGGUGGGCGGGGCUCUUACGUAGUCCCAGAGAGCAGUUCUCAGCCAGCCGCCGCCGCCCCCUACUCGCACCUCACCUGCAGCCCCACUCUCAGCCUGCUCACACGGGUUUGACUCAUCUUCCAUGGAGGGGUGGGGGCAGAAACCGAGAACGGGAGGAGGGAGUGGAGGCGGCCAAGCCGGCCCUUCCCCCAGUGCCAAGGAGGAGGAGCCCAAAGGGUUCAGGUGAAACCGCGCACGCACGACCCAGCCCGGGCACCUUCCCCGGUCAGGACCGGCAGAUAGGCGGACGGGCUAAGCCAAGGCCACCCCUAGAGGGUGCCGGAGCGAGUUCCUAUUCGCCCCCCAGCCUCGAGACUCAAUACCUCCAACUGAUGGAGGGCAGCUGGCCUGGCCCUAGGAGCAGGUGACAAGCACCGGCGCCUGCCGAGGCGGGAGCCUGGUGAGCAGGAGGAGGAAGAUGGCCCGGGAGCUGAGCCAAGAGGAGCUGCUGGACUUCCUGUGCCAGGCCGGGGGCCGGGUGACUAACGCCGCCUUGCUGGGCCACUUCAAGAGCUUCCUGCGGGACCCCAGCGUGGCUCCCGGCCAGCUACAGCAGCGCCGGGAGCUCUUCAAGAGCUUGGUCAACUCGGUGGCCGCGGUGCGCCAGGACCCCGACGGCACCAAGUACGUGGUGCUCAAAAAGAGGUACCGGGAUCUUGUAGGGGAGGAGGGGCUGCGCGGGCCUCGCUGCGACCCCCAGCCCGCUGCUCCGCAGCAGCAGACGCGCUCCCCCGGAGCCCCGGCCGCCUCCCCCGGUAGCCGGCGGCGGGCGCCACGGCUGCGGCAGCAGUCCCAGCCCGCACGGCAACAGCCCCAGCUCGCACAGCAACAGCCCCAGCUCGCACAGCAACAGCCCCAGCCCCAACAGCAACAGCAACAGCCUCAGCCCCAGCCUCAGAAGUACCAAUCCCACCCCUAUGCUCAGCAGUAUCAGCGCCGGCCCCAAACUCAACCCCAGUCCGAGCAGCAACAGCCCCAGAGGUACCAGCCCCAAUCCUUGCCUCAGCAGUACCCAUCCCAGUUCCAACCCCAGCAGCAACAGCCCCAGCCUCAGCAGCAACUGCGCCGACCUCAGCCUCAGCCCCGGAAACAGGCCCAAGCUCAAUCUCAACAGUCCCAAACCCAACCUCAGCAGCCCCAACCCCAGCCUGAGUCUCACCAGUGGCAGCUCCAGGAGCAGGAGUCCCAGCCCCAACCCCAGCGGGCGAGGCGACAGCCUGGAGAGAAGGAAUCAGAGACUGAACCGGCAGGUACAGGACCCGCAGUUCCGGAAAUAGAGUGCAAUGGACUCUCAACCAGGUCUGGGGAUGCUCCAGAGUCCACUGACACCCGGGGAGAGGAAAGUGGGAGGCUGGGGGAGGCAGUUGCUGAAGGCCUUUCACCACAGGUUAGAGUGCGCACUGCUGAUGCAGGGGCUCAAGGUGGCUGCUGCUGGGAGUGUGUCCAGGAUAACCCUUGGGCUGGCUCAACAGAGCCACUCCUUUCUCAUGGGAGACCUCUCUUGGAAGAGCUGCAGGCCCCGGAUCCCAGCUCAGGGGGACCAUUGGAAAGCACACUGCACUCUAGCUGGGGCUCAUCUAACAAGCCUUCGCCAUUGGCCACAGAAACUUUCAGGGCAUCGGGAACUAGCCCUUCCUCAGCUUCCCUUGCUUUACCUGGGGACGGGUCAGAACUGUUGACCCUAAGUGGACCACAUUCCUAUGCUGCCCAGCAGCAGCAACGCACCCGGGAGUGGGUGGCCAACCACUCCCUAUCCUCCCUGGGCACUGUUGCAGGAAGGACUCAGGAAGGUCCCAGCCGGUUUUGGUGUGUGCUGCCUGAGAACUUCCCUGAGCUGCCUCCUGACUUUGACCCCCUAGUCUCAGAGAGAUUGCUGCUUCCUUUCCCUGCUUCCCCUCCACUCUCACCUGCUGGGCCUUCCGUUUUUCGAAGUAUCCGUUGUCAAUUAGACCUCCAAGAUCUGGAGAACUUUGUGGAAGAGGACAGCCAUGACAGUGAGGAGAGUACCAGUGGCCCAAGGGAGUCUCCAGGGGAGUUGGAGGAAGCCCCAAAGAUUCCCCUAGAAAACGGAGGCCAGGAAAAACUCAGGAACCCAGUUGGGCCUUUUAUCAAAUCUCAGCAGGAAAAUAUUCCUCUCAAUAAAUUGCAGGGACCCAUAUUUAGAAGUGGUUAUUCCCUUCAGCAUAUCCCAGCAAGAGUUAAUGGGCCUGUUGUUACGCCAACCAAAACAUCCAGAGAGUCCUCUAGCCUGCCGCAAGACCCCAUGCCUUGGCCAACUGUCAGGUUAAAGAGAUCUCUGAGGAGAAGUUCCAGGGUGGGGAGGGACAAAAUGUCCUCCUCUGAUGAGGAGUUGCUGGAUGAAGACUUAGUAAAACGGAACCGUCGUCCGCCCAGAUCCAGAAGGUCGUCUAGGGCAGGAGCACUACCUUGUCCAAAAGUAGAUGCCCCUUUGAUCCUGAAGCCAAUAGUUCACAAGACUGUAUCAGAGCAAAGAUUGGCAGAUAGAGUGUGGGUUCCCUCUGGAAAUGUAUCUUCUGUCUUAAUUUCACUUAGACCUUCUGUACACAAAUCGUCUUUAGUGCCCCUGGAUUCCCGGGAGCAUGAAUGGAUUGUGAGACUAGCAAGUGGCUCAUGGGUACAGGCACUAUCUCUGUUUUGGGAAGACCCCCAGCUGGCUCUUCGGAAAGACUUUUUGACUGGGUAUACUGUGUUGCACUGGAUUGCCAAACAUGGUGCCCUCCAGGCCCUUCAGGAUUUGGUCAAAGGAGCCCAAAAGGCAGGGAUUGUCCUUGACAUGAAUGUGAGGUCUAGCUGUGGGUAUACACCGCUGCACCUUGCUGCCAUCCAUGGACACCAGGGUAUCAUCAAACUUCUGGUGCAGAAGCUGGAGUCUCGAGUGAAUGUACGGGACAGCAGUGGAAAGAAGCCUUGGCAGUAUUUGACUAGCAAUACCACAGGGGAGAUAUGGCAGCUUCUUGGUGCCCCUAGAGGAAAGCCCAUUUUCCCAGUUUAUUCCUUAGUUGGAAGUGCUUCUCCCACCAGGAAGGCCAAGAACCAUGAUGUCUCAAGGCACAUAAGUAGAAAAACCUCACUUGCUGCAUUACUCAAAAGUCAGCACAGCAGGUGGAAAAUGGCUCACCAGUACGACAAAUUCCGAACAUUAGGGGAGAGGGAUGAGUAUAGUGAUUGAGGUAUCCCUCACUCAGAUGUGCAGAGCAUUUUAAUCUGGAGUUAUCCUGUGAACCAACUGCACACUUUGCCAAGAUCAGAGUCACCUGGCUUAAAGGACUCAAGAUGAAUUGCUGGGGAACUGGGUAGGUCAGUGAGAGAAUUAGCUUAUGUAAAGGGCACAUCUUCCUUAACUUGUGUUAGUAGCUCUGCCAGAAGUUUCUAGUUUUGAAGGCUCUGCUUUCUUAAGCAUGAAUGGCAGAUACAGAACCAAGAUAGGCAUAUGGAAAAACUCAGCACAGACCAUCCUUUGUUAGCAAGGAUCGAAAUAUUGGGAUCUUGAGCAGAUGCCCCAAGAAGAGAGCCAAUUAUCCAGAAGGUACUCAGGGCUCCAAGACUUGCACUGUGGCUCAGCAUAUUUUUUCUUCAGUGACACACCUUCUCUCCCUUAUUCUUUAUUAUAAAUCUUUCCCAAAAGUACAGAGAAGGCACAGAAAACACUAUAUUUCAAGAAUCAGUGUUGGUCUUUAUUUUGUGUAGUUUGAUAGAGAUUCAGUCUAUGUAUAGAAAAGAGGAAUUAGGUUCAAAAUCCUUUCCCCUUCAAGUAUUUUGUUCUUUCUGCAGUUCCAGAUGAUGGGUAUAGGAAGACAUUGAUGACAAUCUGGAGAAUCAUUUCUCUAAAAUGUUUUUGUAUCAUCUUGACAAUCUGGUGAAGUCUAUGGACCUCUUCUUGGAAUAAUACUUUUAAAUAAUUGAAGGAAAUGUUGAAUUUUAGACACCAUUAAAAAUAAAGAUAUAUAUAUUUUUCUCAUCCAAGUUCAUAGACUCUAAAAUAUAUCCCCAAGGACUGCCUUGAGGGUUCAUAGACACCUCUCAGAUUAAGUGGGAAGAAUGGUUGAUUAAGUAUUUGGAAGAGAUCCAAUUAUCUACCCCCAAAGUGCCCUCCCUUCCCUCCUCCCCCCCCAUUCCAAUACAUCAAUUUGAAUGGCCAACCUCAAAGUUCCUCAUUACAAUGGGAACUGAUAACUAAACUGAGAGUUAAAGGGAGAAUCUUGCCUUAUCCACAUGGGAAAAUGAAAUGCAAUUUCUGGAGCUGCUAGCAAAAAUUCAAUUUGCACUAAAUGUGUGUCCAGUGAAGACUGUUUUGAUGGAAACACAUCAUAUCAGAUCUAUUCUAGGAAAGAAUAGUUAGCCCAUGUACUUAAUAAUGGAAAAAAAUUCAGAACCAUAAAUGUAAAGAAUGAAGAGAAACACAAUAUAAUUCUAUGCAAAAACUGUCAAUUCUAAAUGAAUGACAUUGGGGGUAAUGUUAAUUUUAUUCAGCAGUCUUUUAAUGGACAGUGGCAAUAAAACAGUAUUUUAAGUUA
Messenger RNA from Antechinus flavipes (yellow-footed antechinus), 4635 nucleotides. It is a transcript of the gene SOWAHB, whose product is annotated as sosondowah ankyrin repeat domain family member B. Gene Ontology annotation, molecular function: protein binding. The coding region runs from base 519 to 3290 and encodes 923 amino acids. The transcript has a single exon. The record is from RefSeq and is a predicted model, not a curated record. Lineage: Eukaryota; Metazoa; Chordata; Mammalia; Dasyuromorphia; Dasyuridae.